AUGAAUUGGGUUCGGGCUAAUUCAUCGGAUUUCGGAGGGGAUCCUCCCCAACCGCGGAGGUGGUCCCCUAAUCUUGCUCCCAAAAUUCUCCUUUUUCUUUUUUUUGGACUUUGUUGAUCAACACCCGUCGAAAAUUGCUAAUUGGUAGUGGACACACGGCGGUGAAUGUGGGGAAGUCAUUGCUGGUCGUGUUCGGUGGCCUUGUCGAGAGAAGAUUCCUCAAUGAUGUGGUCGUUUAUGAUAUAGGUACGAUGCUUUCUUCUGUUUGCACCCGUGCUAGGUCUCUCUGGGAUGAUCUUGGUGCGGAGCGGCGAUGAUAUGGGUGUUUCUGGAAUAUAUUGGCAUUUUAUUUUUGCCAAUCGAGUACCGAACAGUGUAAUUGUGUUCAUAAACUGCAAUGUUGGCAAAAAUAUUCACAGAACUGCGACUCCAGAUGCAAACAUGGUAGGAUCACUAGCUUAGUGGCUCACUCCAAUGCUGACUACAGGAUGUUGAGAAAUUCCACUGUAUUCCAGGACAAUUUGUUUCAGUCCUUUAAUCGGAUGUCCACAGCUCGCGAUGAUCGAGCUUAAUCUCUUUGCCGCGUCCUUUUACCUGCAAUUCCUUUUUUUCUAUGUCGGAUAUAUUUCGGCUUUAGUUCAUAGGAAAUCUUAGUGCAUGCGACUACUAUAUCUAAUGCCUGGGUUUUAGACAUCGUUUUUUGGGAAGAUAAAAGGACAAUACCAUAUGUUGGUUGGAGAAUAAGUAUUUUCGUAUUCCGAAGGGGUGGGAACUGGUAUUCAUGAUGAUAGGAUGGGCACCUUGCUCACAGAAGAGAAAACUCCUGUCAAAUACUUGGGUCCGGCUCUUACUGACAGGAAGAUUAAACGGGCUAGAGGGUUGAAAAUGGAAACUCUGUAUUUUUUCUGAGGUAGGCUUGUCUUCUCGUUGGCGUCAUCCUCGUUUAUGGCUUUUAUUUUCAUGAUAUCAAUUACGGUAGUCAGAAGCAUUGAAGCAGCUUGAGGCUCAUCAUUUUGGAGAGGGCCUGACGAAGAAGGACAAGGUCUUAUUUAAAUGCUUUACAGUCUAAGUAGAGUGGGUCUGUUUGGCAUAUAGACAUUUGUCUUUGGAAACUUUCUGAACGGAACUUAGUAUGAUUAUCUACUUUUCGAAAGAAGAUAAUAUGAUUACUGUCCCAGGUGAAGUAUAUAGUCGACUUUGAAAAUCUCUAUUUUGCUCUUUGGAGAAGCAUUCUAAAGGAAGCUGACUUUUUCAAAAGUUCAAUGUAUUCCAACUAUAUGCGAGGGUUAUCAUUCAGCUGAGGUGGAAGAUAAAAGGUGGUGGAGAUGCAGUAAAAUAAAUUUUAUUAUAGAAAUAUUUUAAAACAAAAAUUCAACGAGUAGAGUUAGUUUUUUUGACUGAAUUUGAUUCAUACAUAGCCUAAAAAGACGCAAGAUCAGUAUAUAGCUUUUUGGUAGACAUGUAAAUGUAAUAGUAAUUCUGUAAGGACAUGUAAAUGGUAUGCAUAUCUUAUGGAAACCAAAUAGAAACAACAGUUUGUCUGCUUUAAUCGUGUCCGUGAGAGUAAAAACUGUUCAGUGGAAGAUGGUAAUCAGACCCUUGUAGCUGUUGUGGCACAGCUUCUUGAUGUUAACAGCGUGACAGAGGGGUGUGCUGAGGACAAAGCUGUCGGGGAUGAAGGUGAAUAGUGGUUGUGACGUCUAGCGGGAAUCUUUGGGUCAAAAACUGGGAUUUGGCUGACGUGAGAAAAGUAGAAACUUAACAAUUAACGUUCUAAGGUGAUGUAAGUUUUUUUUUUUUCAUCUAAUACCACACUGGACCAGAAUUAGACGCUGUGGAUAUCUUUAAUUUCGUAGCUUGUAUCUUGAUUGCCUGUUUGUAUCAUUCUAAACCUGCAAUAUCUGGCAGACUCAUUUCUUUUUUACUGUGGUUGCUUACGACCAUAAAAAAAAACUGAAUAAUCUGGUAUUUAUUUCCUUCUAAAUUUUUAUGCUUAUAAUUUUUUUCCCCCUGAGGUAUUGCCAUGCUCUCUUCGAAUUUUUGUUGAACACUUUCUUUUCUUAUUUGAUGUGUGCAAUAUUAUUUCAUAUCAGGGGCAUCCCUGGCGUGAUGUUCAAUGCUAAUCUCCAUCGGUUUUAAUUUGAGGCCAGGCCUUUGGUUGUCUCUGACUACAAUCCUUUUUAAUGGAUUACCAGAGAAUAAACUGUGGUUUACUCCACAGUGCACUGGAAAUGGUUCUGAUGGACAACUGGGUCCGUGCCCACGUGCAUUUCAUGUUGCUAUUUCUAUUGACUGCAAUAUGUUUGUCUUUGGUGGGCGUCUAGGUGGGAAAAGGUUUGACUGAUAAAUCAUAAGAUCUUCUUCUAAUAUUAUUUUGUCUCCUGUGUAUGGCAACGUGACAAAAUGAAAUUGGACUUUCAGGUUAGGUGACUUCUGGAUGCUGGACACUGGUGAGCACCACUCUUUUUUUUUUGUUAAACUUAAUCAUGAGUGUGGUUUCCUGUCAUGUCCAUUGGCUUUUAUCCUUUAGCAUUGGAGUCGUUAUAUUCGAAGUUAUCUUGAUAUUGGCGUCUCAUAUCUGCAUUUUCAUUGGUCACCUCCUCUGUUCAGCUCUGAAUUAAGGCAGCUAAUUUAAAAAGGAUACUUGAAGAUUUUUUUGUGAACUGUGAAACUCUCCUCUUUAGAACCUCGCAGAAUAUUUUACUUGCCCUCUUUGAUUACCUAUUGACACGUUUCCUUCAGAUAUUUGGCAAUGGUCAGAGUUGACUAGCUAUGGUGAUUUACCAUCUCCACGGGACUUUGCUGCUGCUUCAGCUAUUGGCAAUCGGAAAAUUGUGAUGUAUGUAUCAUUUACUUGUGUUCCUGGUUUUCAAAUUUUCUGAGAAAAAUGAUUCUAACAAGAACUUUAAACAACAACAAUUGAAGGUAUGGUGGAUGGGACGGUAAAAAGUGGCUAUCGGAUGUCUACAUCCUGGAUACAAGUUAGUCUACAUCUCCGGUUUUCAUUCUGGAUUAAUAAUCAAACCCACUUUCCCUUAAUGUGGUCGUGUUGUUUUAAACAGUAUCCCUAGAAUGGACAGAGCUAUCAAUUUCAGGAUCACUGCCAGCACCCAGAUGUGGGCAUACAGCCACAAUGGUUGAAAAACGGUUGCUCGUCUUUGGUGGCAGAGGUAAUUUUCUUGCUUUGUUUGUCAUUUUUUGUGGUUUCUGAGAUCGUGAAGAAAUGGCAGUUUUUACAUUUUAGAGUGAUUAGUUGUGCGCGCAUGAUUUCAGUAAAAGUUGUUUUAAACUAGAAACAAAGAACAUUUCACUUAUUUUUUUAAUUAAAAGUUGGACAUGUUUCUAAUCUGAUCUGUCAGAUGAUGGCCUCAAAUUUUCAGUGUAAUUUGAGCAUCUAAAUAUUUUUAGACAUUUAAUAUGUUAUGGUGUACCCUGUCAUUCAGCACCUCCGAGAGACCUUUGUCAUGGGAAAAUGGUUGGCCUCCAGUUGUUCUCUUUCCUUGGUGACUCUUACCGGACACAGUCUUUCUUGUUUCUAUUGCUUACCAGAUACAGCCCAUCUUUUUUGGCUUAGUUAGUUUACCACUUACCACCAGCGCUUAAUUUUUCAUAUGCUGUCAUUGUUUUAUUAAUUUAUUCAUGAGAUACAUGUCAUUUAACCAAUAAACUGUCAGAAACAUUUGCCAUCGGUGCCCAUCCGAUUUUAUGGAGGUCAGAUUAGUAAUUUAAUAAAUGAAUUUGACAGAUGAUCUGUUGGCUGAAAUGGCUGUUCUGACAAAGUUUUAGGAAACUAAGAAGAGUCUCAUUUCUGAUGGAUAAGCAGAUUUGACAAUCGAACCCUAAUCACUGUUAACGUGGAUGGGAUUACACUCUGGCUCAUCCAGCAGUACAAUCCUAUUCAGACCACCUGGUGAUUUCAAUGAUGUGUUGAGUUUUUCUGACGAGCAGUCCUAUCUGCUUGAAGGGCCCAUGAGAUUUUUCUAAGCAGCAGGCUGUUGAAAAAAAAUUGUUUAAAAGAGCCUGUUAGAACUCCUACGAAACUAGUUCAUGAGUGGAAAGUUCUUCCUGAUGAAGUUCUCCCUCAAAGGUCUCCUCUCCAAAGUAAAUAGAUUGAACUAGAUGAGGAGGCAGCCAGUUUUGUGUAAACAGGAAAGAGAAAGGUUAAUUGUUGUGGGUCAGACUUUCAUCUUUUUUUAGUUGGAUGAGGUGAGUUGGCUUGAAUAUAUGCAGACAUGUUGCCGUCCUUGUUAUAUCGGUGGUUAUUAUUGAAUCUUGCGUACAACUGGAGAUUUCCCCAUUUUGCAACUUAUUUUAAAGAGAACUAGUUUACAUAUAAUGUGCGCACACUUCUCUCUUCUUGUUGGAACUCAUGGAAUAACUGGAUCGAGUUGGCUAUAUUUUUUUUUAUCCUUGUAAGUUUUACAAUAAUAUUUAUAAUAUUUCAGGAGGUGGUGGGCCUAUUAUGGGUGAUCUGUGGGCUCUGAAGGGUCUGAUUGAUGAAGGUGGGAGUCUAGAUGCCUGAUUCCAUUGUACUUUUCAUUAUGGUGGCUACUUUCCAUUUUUUUCUGAGCUGAAUGUAAGUGUUUAUUUGGCUCAGUUAUGUUAUGAUUCUAUUUAUGCCAUACAUAUAGGUUAUAUUCGUUUAUUUCUCUUAUGUUUGCUGCAAAUAUUUCAUCUGUUUUAUUCUUUGUUCACCCAUCUUUCUUACUGAUUCAAGUUGGAAUGUAUCUGGCAUUGUCUCAGAAAAGGUCUGUAUCAGGAAUAAUCUAUUUGUCAUAAUUUCUGCCUGUAGAAAAAGUCAUGAAUGAUACACUAAUCUGACACUUUAUAUCAUAAUGAUUAUCAUCUAAAAGUUUAAUAACUGUCUCAUCAAAUGUAGGAUAUGCAGUGCAAUGUAAUAUGCUCCAUUUGGCUUGCCUUUGAACAUACUUUUCGUGUUACCAUUUGACUUGGUGUUGUACAUUUCAUUGUGGAUGCUCAUGUUUUACUGGAUUCACUGUUAAAAGUUCAUUAAAUUCGCUACUGUUUUGAUGUCAAAAAUUGGACCCACCACGGAAAUUCUCUCAUAACAUUUGUUUGGGAGAUUGGAGCCAGACUUGUAUAGUAUUCUAUAUUCUAUUUUGAUGUGGCAAAAAUAUAUGCCUUGUAUCUCGCCAGGAAACACUAGAGACAUUGGUGUAUGCCAAUUAUCUUGCUUUAGUCCUGUUAAGGUAACGGAUGUACGUGACCAUGUAUUCCUAGUGCAGCAUGAAAGAGUAAUCAAAUGAGUUGCAUCCUAAGUCAAACAUUGACAUUUGCUUUAGUAUUUUAUUUUGCUGCUUCAUCUCUUCUUCUUAUGUCUUUUCGUGUUAAAUUGUGGAAGGAAGAGAAUGAGACUCCAGGGUGGACUCAGUUGAAGCUUCCUGGGCAAUCUCCAUCUCCCCGCUGUGGUCAUACCGUAACGUCAGGGGGGCAUUAUGUAAGUCAUUUUCGUCUGGUGUUUUUAUUUUCUGCAUUUGAUUGAUGCGGCCCCACCCCCUUUUCUUAUUUUGAAGCAUCAUCAUGUAAUUUUUUUUCGAGUUAGCGUUGUGUGUUGUUUACUAUGCAAUCUUAUCUGAUAGCUUUUGUGGUGAAGAAAAUAAGGAAUAAUUGAGGUAACUGUAGAUUUGCACGUCCACAUUGCGUCAUGAGUAAUGCUAUGUUUGGAUUUCAAGUCUUUAUACCAAUAAUCUGCAAUGUACGUCUAUUAUAAACGCGAAAGUAAAGGGCAACAAAAUUCUUGGGAUGAGUUUAAGACAAUCUAGUCCGAUCCCAUUCAGAAUUAACUAAGACCUGGUGCAAUCCAUCUCUAGCAUUGCAUAAUUUUUGUUCAGUUCAGAACCUUCCGUUGUAGUUCUGCUUAGCAUUUUAGUCGAGCCAGUUAUGUAUGUUGUUGCAGGGAUGCAAUAAAUCCAGCCCGUGUAUAAAAGUGCCUACUGGUGGAUCUGUUUAUCUACACCCCAUUACUUUUAAUUUAUUUUAACUUCAGGGAGUUGUGCAAGAAGGUGCUGCGGCACUUUCUUGUUCUUGAGACAUGGCGUGAGUUCAGACUUUUUUCUCUGUUUUCUAACUCAGAUUUGAACCCUUCCCUUCUGUUUCUGCACGCCUUUUUUUUGUCAUCAGCUUAAAUGGUUUCGGUUUUAUUUGCGAGGAUUGACUUGAACAGCACACGAAUCCAUUGCUAUCCUAGUAAGUAACAAGAAACAAAGCAUUUUGUACAGCUGUGAUAUUGGGAAGUAGCAUGACGUGAGUUCAUAUUGGAAUUGAAGUAACGUCUACCAUUGAGAAACCAUGAAUAAAAAUCUUACAGAAACUUACGUUCCAUCACCAUCUAGUUGAGAAUAUCAAUAAGCUUAUGGGUAAAGAUUCAACUGACUAGAAAUUUUGGUUACAUUAUUUAUAGUGAUCUAUCGUACUAUUUCACUAAAAUGAGGUGAACAAAUGUCUUACUAAUUUUAUUCAAGUUCUAUGCCUUUGAUUUAAGCAUCGAUGUUAUCUUGCUUAAAUGAUUUGAUCUUCUGAACGUGUAUUGUUGAGGCAACCUGAUGAAUCAUUAUUCAGUAAAGACAGUGCGAUCGAUUCUUCUAUAAACAUGGUCUGGGUAGGUGCGCAAAAUCCAAGAAUGCAUACUGUUAAACAUCAAAAUAAAACCCGCAACAGUCAUCAUCUUCGUAAGGCACCUUAUCUCAAGAAAAUCAUGAAGAUCACUCACAUCAAACAGAUAACAAGCCUGUUUCUUAAUGCGGUUCAUAUGCACGUGCCAAUGAGAGAAAUGGGACAAUUUGAGUGCAGAACAUGAGCCAGAAUAUGUUCUCUCACUUCAACAUUUUAUUUGUAAUGCACAUAUUUUCAUUGUCCCAUUUACAUCAUGUCACGCAGUUGUUCGUUUCGUCUGCUUUUCUACUUAAUAACAUGAUCAAAUCAUCAUAGAAAAACAGGUUUUACUCCUUGCUCCUAGGCAUAGAAGUGCAGAAGGUCUAAUGCACCAGAUAGUCAGGAUGCCUGUGGGUGCCUCUACCUUCUGGAUGAGAUUUCUUUCUUGAUGGCAAGGAUGCUACUGAAUGAAGAGUCUUUUGUCCUUAAUGUGCCACUGUCACAUCUCCCUUUUGAAAGGGCCUCAUAAAUUUACAGAUACCUAUAUAUAUUUAUUUACAUGGUCGUCCAUGAGAACAUAAUUUCUGGCUUAAUUCUGUUUUCAGCUUUUGUUAUUUGGUGGCCAUGGAACUGGUGGUUGGUUGAGCCGGUAUGAUGUAUAUCACAAUGAAUGCAUUAUUUUAGACAGAGGUGAGCGACUGGGUAUUUCCUCCAUGCGUUGAUCAGUUCUUCCUAGUUGCACUUAUUUGGCGUCUUUGGAUAGUCUCUGUGCAGUGGAAGCGCCUGCCCACCAGCAACGAUCCUCCUCCACCACGUGCGUAUCACUCCAUGAGUUGCAUAGGCCCACGCUACCUUUUAUUUGGCGGAUUCGAUGGAAAGUCUGCAUAUGGUGAUCUAUGGUGGUUAGUUCCAGAAGGUACUUCCUCUUGGAUCUGCACUAUUAACAGGUUCAUUGUUGUAUCCAUGGAAGAAGUAACAUAUUUAAUCGUGGGACAGAGCAUCAAACCAAUUUGUCUGGGUCUUGUUUGAUAUUAUUGAAGGGGCUGUGUGCGUUACUCAGUUUAGUAUUAUCGAAGGGGCCUGCACCCAGAUUUGAUUUGAUUUGAUUUGAUUUUCUUUUCUUUUCCUUUUAUUUGGUCAGAGUUGGGGUUUGGCAAGGUUUCUGCAAAGUUCAAUAAAUGUUCUACAGUCUUUAUUCUUCUCUCUAAAGUGCUAAAAGCCUUUUCAAGAGUUUCUCACCCCUCCGCUGUACAAACUACUGCAGAUGAUCCCAUUUUGAAGAGAGUAUCUGCUUCCCCCCAGAGCACUCCCCAUGCGACUGAGACAUCAUUAUCUGGCGGCCGGAACCAGUUCCUUCCCAAGGUGCGAUUGAGUCGUCGCUGAAUCAAACAAAUUUCCUGCUUCAUACAUAGCCCGGUAGCUUCAGACCAAUCUCUUCUGUCUGUAUUUCUGUCGCAGUGUAAUCUCGUUUGCAGCAUCUGCCCUUUUACUUGCACUGCGUAAAGCUCGAACCUUUUCCUUGUUUGUAUUGUUUUUAGGAUCAAGAAAGAGAAGAAUCCCCGUUUCUGGAGUUGCAGAAGAGGCUAGAAAUUUUGAUAUCUCCUUCGGCCGCGCGGGUCAGCGUCGUCGACGAAUUGCACGACGACGAACUCCUGGAGCUGGCAUCGAGGUUGUCAGGGGAAGGGAGCUCCGCUCACAGCCCAACUGAGCGCAUUCAGGUACUCAUGGGAUGAUAUGGUGCAUGCUUUCAUGUCUUUCUCCCUCUAGAGAGAGGAUGCUUCUCUUAUCGGUGAGGGUGCAGGCGCUCCGUGAGAAAUGGCGAAGGUCAUCGCCAGCGUCGCUUCGUCUCAAGGAGCUGGGACCUCUGCUACGAGACUACCAGCGGUUAAUCAUUCGUCGCGAUCAGUAAGUUUCCUCUGCUUCUUUGCUAUCAGAAGCUGCUUCAAAGCUCCAAACUGUGAAUCGUAGGAGUUGCACAUGGGAUUUGCUUCUUCUUGGAUGGGUCCGAACUGAUGAAUCGCUUCCAAGCUGUGGCAGGGAGAAGGCAGCAUCCCACCCACCUCUUCCGGCGGCGCCCGACUCUUGUGACGGACGGAGCCACCCGUUCUUCCAUCUAAGAGAUGCCUCCCAGGUACAGAAGCAUCCACGGAGCUGCUGGUGCUCUUGUGGGAGACCUUCUGUGUACCUAUACCCCUUUGAGGUCCCAUGAAUCUGUAUUCGGCUUACCUUGGCUUCUUCUGAAAUUUUCAGCUGCGCAUGGACGACAUCCCGGGGCUUCUCGAGGAGUUCAGGCAGCUUCUGCCUGCAUGA
Molecule: messenger RNA, 8922 nt
Organism: Spirodela intermedia
Lineage: Eukaryota; Viridiplantae; Streptophyta; Magnoliopsida; Alismatales; Araceae
Source: the annotation of a GenBank genome assembly